This is a messenger RNA of Anisakis simplex (herring worm), 2415 nucleotides long. The record is from the annotation of a GenBank genome assembly. Lineage: Eukaryota; Metazoa; Nematoda; Chromadorea; Rhabditida; Anisakidae.
AUGUAUAUCUGUUUUUUCCAGCUUCUUGAUGGUCUGACCAAUGAUGUCUAUUUGUACAAUUCAUUUGAUAAUACUUCAUCAUCAUUCGCACAAUUCUGUACCAGUUUUUGUACUAUCAACGAACCGUUACGUCAAUUUUAUAAAGGCUCACUGGUGAACAGUUAUUACAAUGAUACUGCGUCAACGAUCAAUCUCGGUUAUCCAUCAACAACUGUUCUCGGUCGAACCUUUCAUAUGGAUACGAUGUUUUUUGGUGUUCAGAUUGAAAUAACCGACGGAAACGGUAAUAUUAAGCGAACCUCAAUUGAUCAAUUACGUACAAUUAAUGGAUUAUCGAUACUUGACGACGAACAGAUGCAAGUGCCCAAUAAUGUAAAGGAUGUUCGUAUGAUAAUUCUGCAACUUCGAGCGCAGAAACCGAUCGGCGCAACAAAGCAAGACGUUGAAAACUAUGAAAUGCAAAUUGUUAGAUAUCCAAAAAUAAAUUUCACCACAACUUCAACUGACGUCGUCAUAAUGUCUCCAACAUUCUUGAAGUCAGAAGUUGUCCGUAAUGGUCUUCGAUUGUUACCAUUCACAUUUUCUGGAUUCUUCAUAAUGUGCAUAUUUUCGUCAACAACAGCCACCAUUAGUGCUUUGUAUAUGUCACAAAUGAACUUCAAUAAGAUCAUACUGGCGAUUGCAGCUUGUGUUUGCCCAUUUAUGGCGUGUGGAACUGCUCUGGGAACACUCUUUUGGGCUGGCGUAAGAUUUGGUUCAAUCCUGUGCGUGACACCUUUUCUGGUGCUUGCAAUCGGCGUCGAUGACGCCUUUCUCAUGAUACACUCAUGGCAACGUAACAAUCGUCGUCUCAAAUUGUUUCCAGAAUCUGAUCAGCAAGGAAAACUUGUAAUAACCGAUGUUUCAAAACGGAUGGGAUCUAUGCUCGAAGAUAUUGGUCCGUCCGUAACCAUCACAACCAUGACAAAUGUUUUGGCAUUCGCUAUCGGAGCCCUUACACCGACUCCCGAGAUAAGGUUAUUUUGUAUUGGUAAUGCAGCUGCAAUGUUAAUCGAUUUCAUCUAUCAGCUGACAUUCUUUGGUUCGGUUUUGGCAGUAAUAACACGUCGUGAACUUGAACACGAAAAAGAAGAAUUGAAAGAAAAACCGGUCGAGAGGAAAUUCUCGACAUCAUCAUAUUUUAGCAAAUUUAGCUUAUCUCGUGCAAAUAUGAAGAAUUAUAUGAAUAAAUAUUGUGCAUUCAUUUGCAACAAAUUCGUUUCGUUGUUGAUUUUGGGAACCCUUGUCAUCUAUUGGAUCAUUUCAAUUUAUGGUAUAUUGACGAUGAAGGCUGAACUAAAACCUGGGCAUUUGUUCAGUGAUGAUUCGGAUAUGAUGAAGAUCAUCGAUCAUCGUAAGAAGUAUAUUACACCGUACUAUACGUUGUGCUAUGUUUUCGCCGAAGAUUUCGAGAGACUUCCGAGAUCUGUGGGACGAUUUUCGACAAAGUUUUGGUUACGAGACUAUGAGCAGUUCGUUGAGUUUGAUGAUGUUGAGUCAGAUGUUCAAGAAGAGGCACUUUCUAGUAUGAACAGCACCUCUGCAACCGCCAACAUAACAUUAACCGCAAGCAAGGAUGUUAGAGCAGCAAGAACAAACGAGUUGACAAAAUUUUUGGAAUGGCCUGAAUUCAGAUACUGGAAGGGUUUCAUGCAUUAUCAUAUCAAUGCAAGAGGUGAAGCAAUCGUUGACAAAUUCUUCUUUACAACAGCCGCCCAUGGAAGAGAGUUAAACGAAUGGUCAAAACGAACAACACUUAUGCAACAAUGGCGAUCGAUUGUUGAUCGGUACGCUGAUCUAGCGGUGAGUGUGUACGAUGAUGAUGCAAAAUUCUUGGAUCUAAUUGGUACGAUGGCAUCUCAGACCAUACAGUCCUCCAUUUAUACACUCAUUUGUAUGAUACUUGUUUGUUUACUAUUCAUUAAACGUAUUAGUGCAGUCGUUACGGCUACAUUAUCAAUUACGAGUACUUGUAUAGGUGGUGUAACGGUGGUGUCUCGUCUGCAACACUGCCUAGCCGAUAUAACAUUUCCGAUAUUGCAAGCUGCCGCAUCAACGUUGAUUUGCCUUUUGACACUUUUAUUUGUACCUAUUCACAUGUCAAUCGUGUUCGUUAAAACAAUGGUGUUAGUUGUUACAAUUGGACUUAUUCAUGGUCUCAUAGUUAUACCUGUAUUUUUUAAUGUUGUCUCAUGGUUCACUUCACUGUUACGGCUAGCUGUAACAUUUAAUAAUGGUGAUAAUAUCUCAUUCAACAACAAUAACGUCUCCGCAUCAUCCUCUCGUAAAACAGCAAUAACGCAAGCGUCAAUCUGUUCAGCAAAAUCGAAUCGUGAACAAAACUUGAAUGUCUUUUCAAAUGUAUCUAAGAAUUAA